Molecule: messenger RNA, 3072 nt
Organism: Sinocyclocheilus rhinocerous
Lineage: Eukaryota; Metazoa; Chordata; Actinopteri; Cypriniformes; Cyprinidae
Product: POU domain, class 2, transcription factor 1-like
Exons: 14
Coding region: 2-2107 (701 amino acids)
Biological process (GO): regulation of transcription by RNA polymerase II
Cellular component (GO): nucleus
Molecular function (GO): DNA-binding transcription factor activity, RNA polymerase II-specific; RNA polymerase II cis-regulatory region sequence-specific DNA binding
Source: RefSeq, a predicted model, not a curated record
AAUGGCGGACGGAGGCGCAGCGAGUCAAGAUGAGAGUUCAGGACCAGAUUCUAGAAUGAGUAAUCCAUCGGAAACAAGUAAAUGUGCAAUGGAGAGCGGGGACGAAAACCCUGGUGCCCAAACAAAUGGACUGGACUUUCACAGGCAGACUGUGCAAACAACAAGCGCAAUCACCAACGCACACGCACAGGCCUUGCUCCAACAGUUGACUUUUACUCCAGCGCAGCAGCAGUUAUUGCUGCAGCAGGCUCAGGCUCAGCUCUUAGCAGCAGUGGUGCAGCAUUCAGCCAGCCAGCAGAGCAACACUACAGGAGCCAGCAUCUCUGCCUCUGCUGCCACCCCCAUCACCCAGAUUCCCCUCUCCCAACACAUCCAGAUCUCACCUCAGUUACAGCAGCUGCAACAGCAGCAGAACCUCAACCUGCAGCAGUUUGUGCUGGUCCAGCCGGGCCACCCAAUCGCAACACAGCUGCAGCCCGCGCAGUUCAUCAUCUCGCAGACACCACAGGGCCAGCACAGUCUCCUGCAGGCCCAGAACCUUCUAACUCAACUACCUCAAAGCCAAGCCAACCUCCUGCAGACUCAACCAAGCAUCACACUUGCCACACAGCCUGCUACACCCACACGCACAAUAGCCGUGACCCCCAUCCAAUCCCUUCCUCACAGCCAGACGACACCAAAGCACAUCGACACACCCAGCCUGGAGGAGCCCAGCGACCUGGAGGAGCUAGAGCAGUUUGCCAAGACCUUCAAACAGAGACGUAUCAAACUGGGCUUCACGCAGGGGGAUGUUGGUCUUGCCAUGGGAAAACUUUAUGGAAAUGACUUCAGCCAGACCACCAUUUCUCGCUUUGAGGCCUUGAACCUGAGCUUUAAAAACAUGUGCAAACUGAAGCCUCUGCUUGAAAAAUGGCUCAAUGAUGCAGUUUGUGCAGAGAACCAGACGUCUGACCAGGCCCUGUCCAGUCCCAGCUCUCUUGGCUCACCUGGGCUGGGCUUGGAGGGUUUGAACCGCCGCCGCAAGAAGAGGACCAGCAUUGAGACCAACAUCAGAGUGGCCUUAGAAAAGAGCUUUCUGGAGCAGAACCACAAACCUACCUCUGAGGAGGUCACCAUGAUUGCGGACCAGCUCAACAUGGAGAAGGAGGUGAUCCGAGUAUGGUUCUGUAACCGCAGACAGAAAGAGAAGAGGAUCAACCCACCCAGCAGUGGCAGCGCCGUCAGCACUCCUAUCAAAGCAAUCUUCCCUCCCACCACACCUCUGGCACUGAGUACAGCAAGUCUUGUGACCAGUAACACACCGACUACGAUGACUGUAAACCCAGUUAUGCCUCUCACCAGCACCAGUCUCUCCAGCAUCGGUUUUACUGGUACAACUAUUGGCUCAGCUACCACUAACACUGCAUCGGUCAUCUCUACUGCACCUGUGGUCACCACGGCAGCAUCCUCUCCUUCGAUCAGCCCUUCCCCCACCGCAGCGCAGAUGUCCUCCUCAGAGCAGGCUUCAGCUCAGGAGACGGUGAUAGCAGUAAGUCAGGCACCUUCCUCCUUGGCGACAACUCUGUGCACUGGGCAGGUGAUGGUGGCGGCACCCAGCCUCUCAGCCGCUCUGCAAGGAGCCGCCCAGCUGCCCACCAGUGCCAGCAUCGCUGCCAUGGCUGCAGCCGCAGGCCUCAAUCCUGGCCUUAUGGCGUCCUCACAGUUCACUCCUGGCGGAUCUUUUCUAAGUUUGGCACCCGGUGGUCUUGGAAGCGCUUUGAGUCCAGCACUGAUGAGCAACAGCACCUUGGCCACAAUCCAAGGUGUGUGGAGCGCUCUGGCAUCUAGUGGCACUCUGCCCAUUACAUCUCUGGACGGGAGCGGGAACCUGCUGUUUGCCAACACCUGCGCUGGCAGUACCCCGAACCUUGUGACGGCACCGUUCUUUUUUAACCCUCAGAACUUGUCACUGCUUGCCAGUAACCCGGUCAGCCUAGUGUCUGCGGGAGGGGCUGCGGGUGCUGCCGGAGCCCUCAACCUGCACAUCACCGCCGAUGCCCACCAGAGCGCUGUUACCACGGCAACUAUGCCUGCCUCCACCAUCACCACGACCUCUAAGGCCCAGUAAAAGCUUUACCCACUCCUCUCCUCUCCUAGACCCCUUUCCUCUUUCUAAGUUUUUCUUUAGUCUCUUGCUACCACCAAAAACAAACCUACUAAAUAGGAUUUCAUGUUGUUUUAACGUUAUUGUAUGUCCUAACUUUUCACAUAUCUUUUACAACUUAAUCUGUGAUGUUUGGACCUCAUUGAUGGGUUGACUUCAACCAAAUCAACCUUAAGAGAAUGUUGGCGUCUCCACAGAGCUUGCAUCAGGAGAGCAAAAACCUCCCUGGACAUUGUGCCAAGUCUCUGUGUGACUCAAAGACGCAUUUGUUUCAGUGAACUCGCUCUUUUCUCCCAUUUUUACAUCAGACCUCUUCUUCAGAGGUAUUUCUGAAAUGCUUUUAACCAAAAAACUUUGUUUACUCUGUGUUGAAUGAUACCUACUUACUGCUGACAGUAACCUCCUCAUUCUUCUGUCUAUGAUCUUAAUCUCUUUUCACUGGAGAUCCUGCUUUACAGAUUUUCCUGCCCCCUGGAACGUUUCCUUUUAGAUGUACAUGACUUAUUUUUGUCAAACAGUGGGUUAGCUUUAUGUCCAGUAUCUUACUAACUUGUGGUUACAAGGCUUUAAAUGGAGUAAUAAGCGGCUGUGAUGCGGUUUCAUUGCUUUUAAGGAAUCGUUCUAUAGGCCUUUCUUUCUUUCUAAUGAAACUUUCAAAUGCUGUUUUCAUAUCAUUUUGUAGUUUACUCUGUAGCAGAAGACUAGUCUGGGUCUGAAUCCUCACCCAGUAACGGGCUCACUUAAUACUAAAAGCUUUAACGAAUUAUGAGAUGAUUCGUCAAGGAGAGAGCUUGCAAGUCUUACGUUAGCAUCAGGACUGUGUAACCACGUAAGGUAAACCUCCUCAAGGUCUUCCUAACAUGGGAUGUACUUAUGGUAUCACCACCUGAUUGUGAAGGUGAAGGUCAAGCAAGAUAAAGUUGAGGUGG